Erpetoichthys calabaricus (reedfish) is the source of this 3161-nucleotide messenger RNA. RefSeq names its product staufen double-stranded RNA binding protein 2 (gene stau2). NCBI's taxonomy places the organism in Eukaryota, Metazoa, Chordata, Cladistia, Polypteriformes, Polypteridae. The record is from RefSeq and is a predicted model, not a curated record. The transcript is spliced from 15 exons. Bases 146 to 2167 code for a protein of 673 amino acids.
UUAAUGGCGAGUCGCUUCCGUUGUUCGUUUCUUCCGCCGAUUCCUCCUGUCGUGGUAGUGGUCCGUGCCGUGUGUCAGUUCUCUUUAGUGUUUGCCAAUGUUGGAGGUAUUACUGGGGUCUGUCCCUGGAAAACAGAUAUAGAGGAUGGCACAAGUGAAAGUGCAGACAGCAGCAAACUUCUCUGCAUCUGCCAUGUCAUCUACAGGACAGUCGCCAGCAGUGGUGACUGUAGGUCCACUCGGUAUGCAACCCUCUAUGAACGGAUCAGUUCCAGCCUCAACUCCCAGCUGUAACAGUCCUGCAGCUGGGUUUGUGGAAUAUACUGUUCCUGCAAUUUUACCAGCUUCUCCUCAGGAAAACAUGGCAAACCCCAAAGAGAAAACUCCAAUGUGUCUGGUAAAUGAGUUAGCCCGUUUCAACCGAAUUCAGCCACAAUACAAGCUCCUAAAUGAACGAGGGCCAGCACAUGCUAAGAUCUUCACUGUGCAGCUGACACUUGGAGAACAGACGUGGGAGGCAGAAGGAAGCAGCAUAAAGAAGGCACAACAUUCAACAGCUGCCAAAGCUCUGGCUGAAACGACGCUCCCCAAGCCAUCACCUCGACCGCCCAAAAUGGACAGUAACAGUAACCCAGGAAGUAUAACCCCUACCGUGGAGCUAAAUGGCCUUGCAAUGAAAAGAGGAGAACCUGCCAUCUAUAGGCCAUUGGAUCCAAAGCCAAUUCCCAAUUACAGAGCCAACUAUAACUUCCGGGGAAUGUUCAAUCAAAGGUAUCAUUACCCAGUGCCUAAGAUAUUUUAUGUGCAGCUGACCGUGGGGAAUAGUGAGUUUAUAGGGGAAGGAAGGACACGUCAGGCUGCCAGACACAGUGCUGCUAUGAAAGCCCUCCAAGCACUUCGGAACGAGCCCAUUCCUGAAAAGCCACCUCAGAACCUAAAUGAAAAGAAUGAAGCCAUGAUGGACAAUGAUGCCAGUAAAUCUGAAAUAAGCCUAGUAUUUGAAAUUGCACUGAAGCGAAACCUACCCGUCUGUUUUGAGGUGAUUAAAGAGAGUGGCCCGCCCCAUAUGAAGAGCUUUGUCACUCGGGUUACAGUUGGAGAGUUUUCUGCUGAAGGAGAAGGGAACAGCAAAAAACUUUCCAAAAAGCGAGCUGCAAUGUCUGUACUUGAGGAGCUAAAAAAACUCCCAUUUCUUCCAACAAUAGAAAAACCUAAACUUCAUUACAAGAAACGCCCCAAGACUAUACUAAAGACUGGCCCAGAGUAUGGACAAGGUAUGAACCCAAUCAGUCGCCUGGCCCAAAUUCAACAAGCAAGAAAAGAAAAGGAACCAGAAUAUGUGCUUUUAUCCGAACGAGGAAUGCCCCGUCGCCGUGAAUUUAUCAUGCAGGUGAAAGUCAACAAUGAAGUUGCUACUGGCACCGGCCCAAAUAAGAAAAUUGCAAAACGCAAUGCAGCAGAAGCAAUGUUACUGCAGCUUGGUUACAAAGCAUCUACUCCAAUACAGACUCAAACUGAGACGUCUGAGAACAAAGGCUGGAGUGGACAAAAAUCAUCUUUUCCUGAACCAGCAACUAACACGCAAAAAGGAAUACUUCAUCUUUCUCCAGAUGUCUAUCAGGAGAUGGAAGCAAGCAGAAAUAAAGCUGGUCCUGGAAAUUACCUGACCCCAAAAGACAUUAGCCAAGGUUCCGGCUGUUUCUUUAGCACCACCAGCAACACAGCAGUCAUUGCCAGGGAGCUCCUGCUCAAUGGGACCUCCCCGACAGCUGAAGCCAUAGGUCUUAAAGGAAAGGCACCUGCUUCACCCUGUGCCUCUGUACAGCCUUCUCAGCAGCUGGACUACUUGGCAAGGAUUCAAGGCUUUCAGGUGCAGUAUAAUGAUCGACAAAAUGGCAAAGAGUGCUUGACCUACUUAACGCUUUCACCUGUGCAGAUGACUUUCCAUGGCAUUGGGAGCUCCAUUGAGGCUAGCCAUGAUCAGGCAGCUCUAAGGGCCUUGAAACAGCUGUCAGAACAAGGACUGGACCCAGUGGAAGGCACAAUGAAGGUGGAAAAUGGAUCACGAGAAAAACAAGUGAUCCAUCUGGGCGAGAAGGCAGACAAUAAACAGACUAACUCAGGCACCACUGCUCAGGACUGCAAGGAUUCAAAGGCUGUCGUCUAGGAGCCCUCAAGUGAAGCACCCACGGCGGCCGCUGCAUCCUUUGAAACUUGUCAACACGCAAUAGGGUGGAUGUGUAUGAGGAAAUGAAUGACUAGAUACCAUUAUUUGAGUCUAUGUGAAGACAACACUAUCCUAACACAAAUCAAUAAAUAAGUAAUGCAUGACAGUCUUUAAAAUGUGGGGAAUUCAAAUGAAACAAAGAAUUCCCCAUUUUAUGUCAUCAGAUCAUGUUUUUAAAGAUACCUGCCAAGCGACAGAGCAAAAGCAAGAAAGCAUCAUGUUAAUGAAAUUAUCAGUUUAAUAGUGGAGACAGUGCUAGUAAAUCGAGACCAUUAAAGUAAACUGUAAUACCAAUAAGGAUGAAAUGGUUUUAUUUUUAUUUUAGUGUAGGAUAAUUUCAUCUUUUUUGUUCCUUUUUUUAAUAAAUGAUAAUGCUUGGAUAUUCUAAAGUUAACCAAUGACCGUGCUGUGAGAGUUGUAGUUGUUGUCUUCAUAUACAGUCAUCCAGCUUAUCUUUUAUGCUGACAUUAAGCAUUCUUCAUUCUAUAUGGAUAUGUAUUUUUUUGCAAAGUACAAAAUGCCAUAUUUAGAAUUUGUUUGCUAAAAAAAUGUUGACAUAAAAAUGCUUAAUAAACCAUGAACUGAUGUUAGAACUGAUCAAUAGAGGCUCUCAAACAAGCAGUUAUGGCAUUUGAGUUUUAUGAACCUGUUCUAACAACGGAGGCGUCUGGCCUCUGCUUAACAUAUUCCCCCAUUUCUCCUCCUCUUUUGUGUGUGAAACACAUCUACACCCAUUCUGUGUGUUGUAUUGACCCACCUUUUGCAUCAACUGAGUGUUUUUAAUAACUGCAUUCUGAGGUGGAAGAACUUCACAGGCCCAGAAACAGAAGACUUGAAAGCAAGAAGUACCAGAUUGUAUUAGAGGAGCCCUGUAAAUGAACUCUGGGGUUCUGAAAUGGCCAAAUGCAGUAAAACCACGUCAGUUCAUGUUUAA